Limulus polyphemus (Atlantic horseshoe crab) is the source of this 537-nucleotide messenger RNA. RefSeq names its product ceramide phosphoethanolamine synthase-like. Gene Ontology annotation, cellular component: membrane. Lineage: Eukaryota; Metazoa; Arthropoda; Merostomata; Xiphosura; Limulidae. Gene Ontology annotation, molecular function: phosphotransferase activity, for other substituted phosphate groups. The record is from RefSeq and is a predicted model, not a curated record. The transcript has a single exon. The annotation marks the transcript as partial. Gene Ontology annotation, biological process: phospholipid biosynthetic process.
GUCACGUCUUUCAGUGAGAAAUGCUAUGUCGUCACCCCCAACAUGAUCAGUUUCACGGGUCUCGUGUUUGCUGUUAUUGCAGCGAAAUGUAUAGUGUCCGAUAACAUUAUCAGGCACCGAGUCGCGGCACUCUUCUUCCAGGUCAGAACCUGGUGUGAUGCCUUGGACGGCAUAGUUGCUCGUGCACGUAUGGGGCUGGUCAAGCACGCAUCACUGCGAUCAACUUCUGGCUACGUCAUAGACGGGUUAGCCGACGCACUGGGGUUUACAGCUUUUCUUGUGGGGUGUCUUUACUACUUUCGUCGGUGGCCGCCCAAUGAAAGUCAGUAUCGGGUCUUGUACCCCAAAGAACACUUGGAGAAAAAUGAAGGUUACACGACCGAAAACGGAAACCAAACAAACUGGACAGGCAGAAGGCUAUUUUUUGUUGUCUUCUGUUUCGGAAUACAGAUAGCGCUCAGUGCCUUCUUCUGGGAUCGAUACAUACACACUUACUCAGAACUUCUCGAAAGUCCCCAGCCCACCGUUGGAAAAGCG